Mangifera indica (mango) is the source of this 3207-nucleotide messenger RNA. Its product is annotated as myb-like protein X. The transcript has 6 exons. The record is from RefSeq and is a predicted model, not a curated record. The coding region runs from base 1343 to 2821 and encodes 492 amino acids. NCBI's taxonomy places the organism in Eukaryota, Viridiplantae, Streptophyta, Magnoliopsida, Sapindales, Anacardiaceae.
CUCUGGUGUCUGGAUCCUUCUUUCGACACGUUUCUCUCACAUCUUACUCUACCUUCUUAUAAAUACCCUUUCGCAAACUUAUGUACAGUUUCUCUUCCCUUUGAUACGGGUUUUAUUGUGGAGAAGCCAGCCCCACUGCCUUUCUCAACAAACAACCAACAGAACACAUUCCUAUUUCUAUCCUUCGAUUCAUAGAACAAGAGAUCUCAAAAAUAAUACCUUUCUUUUUCGCCUACACAAACUUUUUCUCUUUCUUUUUUAUACAAAAGAGAAGAGGUACUGACACGCCGAGAGAAACCUAGACACUUCCAUUUGUACUAUAAUCCUUCCUUUCUUUCCAUUAAGAUUUUUCAUUUUUUUUUUAAUCUCAAAAUUGUCUACUUUCUGUCCUACUUCACAAAAAUUUUGAAACCCAUAAUUUAUCUUUCACGAUUUAACUUAAUUUGAUGACAACUUUAAUUAUUAAUGUUUCUAUUAAUGGCUUCUUUCUCUUAUAUGGGUUCACUUAUUAGUUUCCUUUCUUCAAACAAUUAUUUAGUUGUACAAGGCUACAAGCAGUUUUUGGGUUUUGAAAAUUGAAAUUAGGGGUUUUAAGCAGUGGAUGAUUUGUUUGUCAUAUUUUUUGUUGCUUAAUUUAUCUAGGGUUUGGUGGGAUCGUACUAGAAUAAACCCUAAUUGUGGUUUUUAUACUAUUCGGUUUUAAUCAUUAGAAGAAGAAUACACGGUGUAUAUAGAAACUGAGGAUUGGAUUAUAUAGCUUCUAUUUAGAAUAGUUUAUGUAAGUUACAUUUAUUGAGAUUAAAGUCUUCUCAUUCAAUUUGCGAAGGGUAAUUUCAGAACUGCUGUCUAGAGGCUGAACUUUAAUAUGCAAAAAAGGGAUUUUUGAGAAUUGCUUUUGAACACAAACCGUGUGGAAGCUUGACAUAUAACUAGAUGGUGAUAAGGAAGUGAAGAAAUCUUCAUGAAAAGGUUAAGAUUGUGGUGAUGAUCCCUUUUGGCCUCGUAGUAAUCACAGGAAGGAUCAGAUUUUGUUGGAACUUCUGCAUUUGUUGACAGAUCAUUACAGUUGAAACUUUGAUUAUUUGGCUGCAUUGAAGUUAGUUCAGUGUUUAUAACAGUAGAGUUGCUCUUCCAAGCCUUGUAUCAGGAUUCUUUUGUCUGGAAGGUGAUUUUGUGUGAUCAUGAAGUGUUUUUCAAGCUGGAAAUGAUUGUGAGGAUAUGGUGCAUGGACAGGGGCAUAGGUUAUUUUCUGUUCCUUUGUUGGAACAAAGGCAUAGAAAACUAGGAGAAACCUUUCAAUUGGUAAAACGAUUCUGCUUUGCUGUUUUACGGAUCACGUGCAAUGUCUCGCUGCUUUCCAUUCCCGCCUCCUGGAUAUGAAAAGAGUGUUAGAGUUGAAGAUACAAACUUACUAGAAAAGGAAAAACACAAGGAGAAAAAACAUAAGAAGGAUAAGAAGGACAAGGAAAAGCAAGAAGGCAAAGAAAGAAAGAACAAAGAUAAAGAGAGAAGUAAAGAAAAACAUGGUGUUAAAAAAGACCGAAAGGAGAGGCACAAAGAGAAGAAGGACAGGGAUAAGGAUAAAGACAAGAACCAGAGCUCAGAUGCAAAGAGAGUUGAAGAGCAGCCAGAGUGCUACCAUGAAGAGAAGCUUGGUCCAAACAGCCUGCAGAAUAAUGGGAUCAAGAAUUCUAAACAUGUGCAAGAUUUGGCAAAGAGAAUCAGGGUUGAAGAUAAAGCAACAGGAAGCCAAAUUGUUCAGAAGCUUACUGUUACAGAUCAAAGAAGAGUGGAACUGCCAGGAAGGAUUCUGGAGUGUAAUACUGACAAAUUGGAAGAGAAAGCAAAGGAUAAGAAAGAAGUUGAUAAGAAAAUCAAUGGGCAAUGGAACCAUGUUGAGGCCAGAGGUUUGGGAAAUUUGGUUGCUCAAGGAUUCUCUGGUAUUGAUGAAAAAAUAUUUAAAGGAAUCACUAAACCAGUGGAGAAGAAUGAUAUUGAGAAGAAUAGGCACAAGGAAAGUGAUCAUAAGGGUGAUAAACAGAAGGAUAGAGAUAAAGAGAAGAAAAACAGAUCAAACGACAAAAGCUGGGAUAAGGAUAAGGAAAGGAAAAAAGAGGAGAAAGUGAAGGAGAUGGUUGAGCCAAUUAAAGACCAGCUUAAAUUAAAAGACAACUCAAAAUUGAAAGACAAUGGCAAGGGCCUCCCGAGUUCUCGCAAUAUUAGAUCACUAGAUGUUUCUAAGGCUAGCAGCAACAAUUCUUCUGGUGAGGUCAGUGUUGGCAAACGUAAGGAGCCUGAGAUUAAUGGACUUUCACAUGACAACAGAAUUCGAUCUAAUAAGUUGCCAAGACUUGUCUCAUCUUCUCACCUAAUCACAGAAAAUGGAAGGAAAAUAGAACCGAGCCAAACUGCUAUCCACUUUGCAUCUGAGUUUCAUGGGGCAGUUGGUUAUCAUAAAGUGGAUGCCAAGGAACACAAUAUAAAUGGUUUUAGGAAAGUUCAAGAUUCAAUUGUAUGCUCAACUAAGCCUUUGUCAACUAUUGAUCAAAGUAGUGAGAAUUGUGAAGCAUCUGCCAAACCACCACACCCUGAUUCUGAGUAUCUGAAUCAGAUUCUUUCAACUAUGCCCAGAGGUGUUCCCAAAGUGGAAGAUUGGUCUGAUUUUGAUGACAGAGAAUGGCUGUUUUCCAGCAAUAGUGUACAGUCAAAGAAGCCUAAAGUGGGUUCUCCUGGGGGUGAUGGGAUACAGCAAGUGUGGGCAGAAGUUCUGCCCAUAGAGUCUGCUGGUGUAACAGCUCUGCCAUAUGUCAUCCCGUUCUAAUGGACAACCUCAAUUCCCCUUCUAUCAUCACUAAUUUGCCUGUUACCCUGAAGUAUAAACAGAACUUUUCAUGAAGGAUUUUGUAAGAGGAGUUUUCAUCUUUUCAGGACCGUUAAAAGAGGGGUUUUUAGAGGUUUGCACGUGUAAGAACCCUGUUAAGGUGUUAUUGGAAAGAGAAGGAUUUGUUGACUGAGAACUGAGAGAUGGUUAGGUGUCAAUUUUUGUUAGCAUAGAGGCUUAAGUUGGACACAAAUUUUAUACAAAUGAGAAUCAUAGAGACAGAAAUUCAACCCUUUUGGCAGUUUUGAAUUGUUUGAUGUAAAGAUGAUACGCAUAAAAUUUAUAUUAGAGAGCGAGAAUGGAAAGAGGCAUUAAUAUUCAUUCAA